AUGGAUCCACCAAUGAACCCGACAACUGGCAGUGCGGACUCUCGACUGUCUCCUGCCUCGCAUUCUAGCCCCAAAAAACGUCCCCAACCCAGCAGUGAUUACCCACCCUCUGAUAACAAGGCUAAUUACGGUCCAAUGGGCGGUCGGGCCUCAGGGACUGGUCCGGUCCCAGUCUCCGAGCCUACGCCAGCUGGAGAGACCCGCUCAGCACACCCCGCCGAUAGUGCUGCUGGAAAACCCUCCAAGUCCUCCAAACGCAAGAAGAACCGCAAUCGUAAACGUCGCAAUCGGCACGAGUCUUUCCUUACGCCUUCGCGAGAGGAAGCCCAUGACAGCGGUGAAGAGCAUCCAGGUGCUGGAGGUGUUCGGGAUUCAAUGGAGGCCGAUCGGCCAACCUCGAGGGACACUUCGUUCUUCAAUUUGAGAAGAAAUCUAAGUAAUACAAGCUUGGAGAGCGAUGCAUUGUUGGAUCAUCGGGACCAGCCUAUGAUGCGACCUCGUCGGGACAGCCGCCUUGGUUCAUCAUUACGUCCGACCUCGAUCAUAUCCAACGUAUUCCGUUCAAACGACGGACAAUCCCGCAGCACCCCGAAAGCGAGUCGAAGCCAGCAUCGUGAUGGUGAUAGUGACGAAGAAGUUAACGACCGAACGCCAUUGGUGCGGGCUACCUCAGGACACACCUCUAAUACAGCUCGCUAUGGCGCAGACUCCCGCUCCGGUUUGCUCUCCUCUCGUGCUCGCCAACCAUCCGUUCAGACCAUAUCCUCAGGAUGCUCCCCUCGAGACAACCGCAGCCCACUUGAUUCCCCCGCUAUCGAACGAGACUACGAUGUGAACAACCCACCAUCAAUCCCCGGGUCUCCAAAGCUAGGCCCGGAGAUGAAUUAUGAUGAUGCUGUGGUGACUGGGGCCGAUUGGGACUUUUCUUUGGCCCGGUCCUUGGAAAUGCGCAGGGACUCUCUAAACAUCUUGAACGACACAUUGAUUGAUAUGGAUGGCCAUGGGGUACAUCCGCACUCGGCGCCCUCUUCCCCCGGCUCGCCAUUACUUUCACCACAUCAAGAACUGCGGCGUCGCCGGACUGUCGCAUUACCAGCAGAGGAGGACGUGUGUUUUCCUACUGAAACGAUAUCCGAAAUUGGAGACGAGGGAUCUAGACCACGGGAUGAUACUGGUGAGCGUCGACGCCGCAGACAUCGGCGAUGGCCUGAUCUUGGUGCGCUGGAAGAAUGGAGCCGCGAAGAGAAAGAGGAACGCAACGGGGAUCUUCGAGUUAAGAAGAUCAAUGAGCCGAUGUUCAUUGAAGGUAGAUUGCGUCCUCAAUAUAAAGUCUGGCGACGUGAAGAGGAGGAGGCACCUUACCGUUUCACAUAUUUCAACGAGGAGUUCCCGAGCACUAUUCACGCCCAAACAAUCUCGGAACUAGUACAACCAGGAGGAAGCUUCCGUGAAUUGUUUAUUCCGAACCCUCCAGAAUUGGAGGAUUCAUCUGAUGACUCGGACUCGGACGAGGAGUCGUUCAUGGAGCCUGCAGCGGCCUUACAUUCAACUCACCCCGUUAACACCGGCCCACGAGUAGCGGCGCCUGUACCGGAAGGUCAAGGCCAUCAAACAAACGUCAAUCCUAACAUGACUGGCCCUACCGCUCAAAUUCCUAGUGAAAAGAAAACCAGUGAUCUUCUCACCGGCAACGUUCCUCCUGUUAGAGGUCCCUCGCGCUUGUCUGUCAUAAGUGAAGGACAGCCCAACUCUCACCGAGAGCUCUCACCUGCGCAAUCAAAUGUAGGCCCCAAACCCAAGCCUAAGCGCUACGGUCCCCGGCCUACUUUCUGGUUGGAUGUUCUCUCUCCGACAGAUGCGGAGAUGCGAACAAUCGCGAAAGCAUUUGGAAUCCACGCACUGACGGCAGAAGAUAUCAUGAUGCAAGAAGCCCGAGAGAAAGUGGAACUUUUCCGAAGCUACUACUUCGUCAAUUAUCGGACUUUUGAGCAAGAUACCAAUAGUGAGGACUAUCUUGAGCCAGUCAACAUGUACGUUGUGGUUUUCCGUGAAGGUGUAAUUUCCUUCCAUUUCUCACAAACGCCUCACCCCGCCAAUGUGCGACGGCGUGUUCGCCAACUGAUGGACUACCUAAUUUUGAGUUCUGACUGGAUUUCUUAUGCCCUGAUUGACGACAUUACUGAUGUCUUCGGUCCACUGAUCCAAGCCAUUGAAGAUGAGGUAGAUGAGAUCGACGAGAUGAUCAUGCAAAUGCAUUCAUCUAGCAAGGAAGGAUCGCCCAGUGACAACGUGCUUCCUUCAUUCGCACCAGGAGAAAUGCUCCGACGAGUAGGAGAGUGCCGCAAGAAGGUCAUGGGAUUAUACCGGCUGCUGAGCAACAAGGCAGAUGUUGUCAAGGGCUUUGCCAAACGUUGCAAUGAGCAAUGGGAGGUAGCACCCAAGUCCGAGAUUGGUCUAUACCUGGGUGAUAUUCAAGAUCACAUUAUGACGAUGACAGGCAAUUUGACACAUUACGAGACGAUUCUCUCGCGUGCGCAUUCCAAUUACCUUGCGCAAAUUAACAUUUUGAUGAACGAGCGCCAGGAACAUACUGCUGAUGUUUUGGGUAAGCUGACUGUUCUUGGUACGAUCGUCUUACCGAUGAAUAUCAUUUGCGGUAUGUGGGGUAUGAACGUCAAGGUUCCUGGUCAGGAAAUUGAGAACUUGAACUGGUUUUGGUGCAUUACUGGUGGACUGUUUGUAUUCGCCUUUGUAUCAGUUUGGAUUGCCAAAAGAGUCUACAAAAUUGUGUAA
Penicillium nucicola is the source of this 2793-nucleotide messenger RNA. Its product is annotated as magnesium transporter CorA family protein. NCBI's taxonomy places the organism in Eukaryota, Fungi, Ascomycota, Eurotiomycetes, Eurotiales, Aspergillaceae. Gene Ontology annotation, biological process: magnesium ion transmembrane transport; intracellular magnesium ion homeostasis. The transcript has 4 exons. The coding region runs from base 1 to 2793 and encodes 930 amino acids. Gene Ontology annotation, cellular component: plasma membrane. Gene Ontology annotation, molecular function: magnesium ion transmembrane transporter activity. The record is from RefSeq and is a predicted model, not a curated record.